Messenger RNA from Vespula vulgaris, 4609 nucleotides. RefSeq names its product hemicentin-1-like. Gene Ontology annotation, biological process: cell-cell adhesion. The transcript has 6 exons. The record is from RefSeq and is a predicted model, not a curated record. Gene Ontology annotation, molecular function: cell adhesion molecule binding. Bases 2222 to 4297 code for a protein of 691 amino acids. Gene Ontology annotation, cellular component: cell-cell junction. Lineage: Eukaryota; Metazoa; Arthropoda; Insecta; Hymenoptera; Vespidae.
AUCUGCAAUUUAUUUCAGACAUACAUUUCAUGUAUUGUCGGUACAUUUCUUCAUAAAAGGGUAAUUACAUAAAAAGGUAAUAACAUAUGUACGUUCGAUCCGUUUUGUAACGUGCGUUAUAAAAAUUUCUAAUCUUAUAGGAAAAAUCUAAUAUAUUCUAAUUUGAAAGUUUUAAAAAAUUUAUAAAACUAAUAAAUAUUGUUUCGAUUUUUUAGAUAAUUUCUUAUCGAUUUAGUUUCGCUUUCCGAAUCGAUUCGCUCGAAGGAAGAAAGUAAAAGCUUUUUAUAAAUGAUUUUUUCGUCUCGGAUUGUGGUGUCAUUAAGCGAAAGAUCGCUUCGACGAAGCGCUUAUCGCGUUUCGCUAUGCGACGACGAUGACGAUGACGACGACGAUGCGGUAGUUGCACGGUUCGAUGCACCGGUGCUUUACGCUACUUCAUUCACUAGCACGAGGUACCACUUUAAGAAAGGAAGACUAGAAUCGCAUGACAAUUUCCUUAUAGAAUGAAUUUUUAUGAAUGUAAAGCGACGUUUCUCAUACUCUAAAGAAAUAUUGCUUCGUUUUCUAUAAUAACAUUUUUGCCUUGUCUCCUACAUAACUAUCGCUAUUCUCCUAUUAUAUCGCUUGUCUCUUACGUUGAAUCGAACUCAUCAAGACUAAUAAUCCUUUUGGUGACUUCAACAAUGAAAUUAUAGGAAAUGAUACAUAGAUUUUUAUAUAAUUUGGUUUUUAAGAAUCUAUUAUUUUAUUAUUAUAAAAAUUUGUUAUAUUGUACUAUAUAAAUCAAGACUAAUAAUCCUUUGAGUGAUUUCAAAAAUAAAAUUAUAAGAAAGAAUGCAUAAAUUUUUAUAUAAUUUGGAUUUUAGAGAAUAUAUUAUUCUAUUAUUAUAAAACUAUUAUUAUAUUAUGUUAUAAAAGUCAAGACUAAUAAAUCUUUUGAUAACUUUAAAAAUGAAAUUGUAGGAAAGAAUACAUACAUUUGUAUACUGGAUUGUAUAUAUUGGAUUUAAAAAUCUGUUGUUAUUAUUAUUACAAAACUGUGUAAUAUAUAUAUGUAUCGUGGGAUCUAGGACUAUUCUUCUCGAAUAUAACUAACCAAAUUUUUAAUGUGCGAAACUGUAUAUGUCGACUUUAUAUCGAUAUUUCUUCAUUAUUUAUUGUUUAACUUGCUCAUAAAAAUGUACAUUUUUAAUUUAUACUUAAAGAGUUAAUAUGGAUAUAUGCGUGUUGUAUAUAGAUCCAUGCACUUAUUUGUAUAAAUCGCAUAUACUAUACAUACAUAGAUACAUACAUACAUACAUACACACACACACACACACACACACAUAGAAAAAGAGAAGGAGAAAAAGACAUUGGAAGAACCCCUUCGCAAAAGAAUAAAAAACGUAAAUUCUUCGAAUGGCCGUGACGUGGCGCCUGGGAAAGGCGCGUUGCUUAGGUCUUAUGUUAGACAAGACGCUUGGCUAGCGCGAAAUAAAGGAAAAUAUAGAACAGAUGGGCGGCCAAACUUGGCGUAGCGUGGCAUAAUGAUAACACGCUCGAAUAAUAAGGAUAGCGGGAGAGGAUACAGGGUUGGAUACGCACGCGUGCCUUUGCGUUCGGGGCCUGUCUUCCGCUUCCACUCGAACGAGUGUGUACGUUCUGCUUCUAACUACGGACGUGGCUCAGUCUGGACUCAAACACCUUCGAUGACGCUUCUCACUUCGAACGCGAAUACAUUUACCUAUCUCUUUUGAACACAAGGCUCCUUAACGUGUCCUUUUCGUGUUCAAGAAACAACGAACAAAAUUGUUUUAAAAAUAAUUUUAAGAAAAUGCGCGAAAAAUCAUCAUCGUUUUUAAACGUAGUACCUUUCAAAAGUGUUUCGUGUUUUCUUCGUUUGAUGGCGAUAGUGUACCCAACGUGCUCCCCCGCAAAACCCUGAACUUGUUUAUUCUCGAGUCAGAUUCGUUUAAGGACGCAACUCAAAGACGAGUAAGAAGCCUGCUCGUAGAUUCAAAUCGACAAUCUAUUCUUUCUUUUUUUUUUUUAAUCGUGUAUAACGUCGUAUAUAUUAUCAUCUUAUUAAUAGUAUCUAUAUUAUUGUUUCGCGACAAGUUGAAAGAAAUAAAUAAUUGUCGCUUAAUAAAUUGAUCGAGAUGACUCGAUAACGAAAUACGUAGCUUUAUACGAUGAGCAAUCGGUGAAGUCGAAGAGGCGCGCUUUCAUCGUUCGAACGAAGAUGAAAUUCCCGCGCGUCGCUUCGACGAUCCAUCGCUUAACGAUCGUCCUCGCGAUUACGAUCGUCGCAUGCGCUCAACAACGAUUCAAGGAAGUUCCAGCGAUUUAUCAGGAAGUCUCGGCUGGUCACGAUGUGCAAUUACCUUGUAAAGUGCAAGAUAAAAAGGGACAGUGUAUUUGGCAAAAGGAUCGAAAACCUGUCGGGAUAUAUCCGGACAAAUAUGAGUGGUUUAGUCUACGUAGUAACGAUUGCACUCUUCUUAUCAGAAGAGCAUCUCUCGAGUUCGACGAUGGAUUUUGGGAGUGUCAAGUAACUUCCGGUGAUUUUAUGCGACAAGAUGCCUUGACAUCAUUGCCGGCACGUCUACUCGUUCGAGUGAAACCGAGAAAACCGAGUUUAGAAUACGGAGGUACGAUUUUAAAUACCUCCCUAACAUUGAGGGAAGGACAGGAAGUGACGAUUUCCUGCGUGUCCAGAUAUGGAAAUCCAGUAGCCCUUAUAAAGUGGUUUAUAGGAGAUGAGGAAGUUGAGGCACUGAGAGAACAAAUGAAUGCCACCGAGGUGGAUAAUCCUAAAACUUGGGCAGCCCACAGUCUUUUACGCAUUCGUGGCCGUCGAGAAUAUCACGGUCGAAUGAUUCGAUGCAUUACUAUUCAUCCGUCUAGUCCAGUACCAGCUACCACGGAGUCCCAGCUGAACAUCCAUUAUUCUCCAGAAGUGAGAUUUCAAACGAGUCCACGUUGGAUGACAAGCUCGCUGGAGGAUUCGACGAGUUUUAUGAACUUGAAAUGCGUUGCAGACGCCAAUCCAAGCGCGAUGAUCAAGUGGUUUAAAGAUUCAACUCCUAUAAGUAGCGAGAACAUUUUAUUGCUGACGGAGAACAGAACUGAGAGUAACAGCACCUCGACGGUAUCUGAAUUGAGAUUCGAGCCGGUUAAGAGGAACGAUGCCGGGCUCUAUUCUUGCAAGGCGGUUAAUAUCAUCGGUGAAAGCCCACCGGCUAAUUAUGCACUCGAUGUUCAAUUCGCACCACGAGCAAAGAGAAUGGAAGAUUCGAACGAUAACGAAACCCUGAUGGAGAUCGAAGAAACAGCACAGCUUGGCUCGAGCGUGGAGACGUUUGAAUGUCCGGAAUUCGAGGGCAAUCCAAUACCGCGCUACAAGUGGUUACACUUACGCGGUGGCACCACCGAGAAGACUAUUGAAAAUCCAACUCGUGCUAAGGACUCAGGAAAGCGUUUACGUCUGGAAAACGUCAUGUGGUCGGACGAAGGGGAGUAUCGUUGUGUAGCAUUUAACAUGAUAAGUGGAACGAGAAGGGAAACACCUAGCGAAGUACGUUACGUGUUACACGUUACCGGACCUCCCGAGAUACAAGCCAGACCGUCCGGUUCCGGUGAAAAUGGUUCUUAUGAGUCGAUAGGAUGGGCCGGUGAACCUGUGCAUCGACUAAAGUCUCGCUUUUGUUCGCGACCACCACCUCGACUCGUUGCUUGGCAAUGGGGGAGUUCUCAUAUCAGAGCAGGUGAAAGCAUACAGCCAAAAUAUGAAGCGUUGCCAUUAGAGCCGAUCAUCGAAGACAAAAUGGUGACGAAUUGUUAUUGGGCCAAAUUGGAGAUCAAGAAUUUACAAAAAGAAGAUUCGCGCAUGUAUACUCUUCUGGUGGAGAGCGAGAAGGGUAGAGAUUCGACGAAUAUCAAAUUGAUCAUUCGCGAUCCGUCGGAAAUGAAAGUGAUCGCUGCUGCUUCGGCCAUUGGUUUGUUACUUUUACUCCUCUUGAUAUCGAUAGGAAUUUUUUCUUUGUUGAGAAUGAAACAAAGACGAUAUAGAUGUGAAGAGGACGAAGGUAGUAUCGCAGCUGAUGCUCUUUAUGGUAAUAAUGUUUCGAUGGAUCGUCAAAAAACAACAAAAACGUUGUCGGCGAGCAAGGGUUCUGCAAGUAAAUCAACUCAAGAUGGGAAUUUGGCAGUUCUAUACGAUUACGAUCAAAUAGCGAAACAAGCUCGAGCUAUGAGUCCAGAAGCUUUGAAAGUGAGAAGAGCUCCGGCUGUGUUACAACCACCCACGAUGGUGUGAUCGAUUGAGACAUUCGUUUUUCGAUUAAAUUCUUCGGUAAAUACCUUAUAUUUUAUAGUUAUGAUAUUUCAUUACCAACAAAACAAUGAGUAUUUCAAAUAUAAAAGGUAUUUAUCGAAGAAUUGCAGUCAUUUGCGAUCAAGUUAUGUUUUUAAAAAAAAGACUAUUAAGGAAAAAUUUUUAAUAUCAAUGUACAAAGAAAUAUAUUCGUACGAAGGAAUAUAUAUAUAUACCGUAUAUUUUUUGUAAUCUAUUGUCAAAAAUAAAGUUUCCUUCUGGAAAUGAAUGAGUAUAUGUUAAAAUAAAAAGAAA